Messenger RNA from Symbiodinium sp. CCMP2592, 1545 nucleotides. Lineage: Eukaryota; Dinophyceae; Suessiales; Symbiodiniaceae. The record is from the annotation of a GenBank genome assembly.
AUGCGCCACAAUGAGAAGAAGAGUGGCAACAGUGGCUACGGGCGCGUGCUCUUCGACAUCAGCAAGGUCAUCUGCAAGUACUGGCGUGAGCUUUGUGAAUGGGUGCAGACAAAUGAGGGACACCCGGCAGGGUCGUCCAGUGCCUCGAAGAAACCAGAACCGCGCGUGGAAUUUUGGUCGGAGGGAGAGGACACGGACUAUGAAUCCCCGUCGGGUGGUGGCUGGCCCUGGCAAUCAAAGUCGCAGGAGGAGUCCACAACGGCCGAUGAUGCCCCACGCCGGUGGAAGCAAAACAAGGCUGACCGCACCCCCGUGUUUGGGACUGGGACUCCUCAAGAUGGCGCAGAUGCGGUGCCUGAAACGGUGCCUGAAACGGUGCCUGCCACGGCGCCUGCCACGGUGCCUUCCGAGGUGCCUGCCGAGGUGCCCUUGGUGUUUCCUGCCGAGGUGCCUGCCGAGGUGCCCUUGGUGUUUCCUGGGCAGUCAGAGCCGGUGUCUGCGUGGGAUGACACUAUGCCUGCCCGGUCGGAGCCGGUGUCUGCGUGGGAUGACACUAUGCCUGCCCGGUCGGAGCCGGUGUCUGCGUGGGAUGACACUAUGCCUGCCCAGUCACAGCCGGUUUCUGCAUGGGAUGACACGGUGCCUGCGCAGUCGGAGCCGGUCUCUGCGUGGGAUGCGCGUUGGGACCAGUGGUACACAGAGGAGAAGCAGAAGGAGGCCGAGGAGGAGGCCAGACAAAAGGCGGCAGAGGAGGAGGUUCAAAAGGCCGCAGAGGAGGAGGCCACACGAAAGGCCGCAGAGGAGGAGGCCAGGCAGAGGGCCGCAGAGGAGAAGGCCAGGCAGAGGGCGGCAGAGGAGGAGGCCAGACGAAAGGCCGCAGAGGAGGAGGCCACGCGGAGGGCCGCAGAGGAGAAGGCCAGGCAGAGGGCGGCAGAGGAGGAGGCCAGACGAAAGGCCGCAGAGGAGGAGGCCACGCGGAGGGCGGCAGAGGAGGCCAGACGAAACGCCGCUGCGGCCUCAACCGAGCCUCGGCAUCAUCUUUUCAGUGAGCAGGAGUACGCUAACCAAGCUGAGUGGUACCGUGCUCAGGAGGGGUGCUUCACAGGGCCCAUUGAUGAAUGCUUUGGUGCAGAUAAGGACCCAGAGGAGGAGGCCAGACGACGGGCCGCAGAGGAGGAGGCCAUGCAGAGUGCCGCGGAUACGGCGAGGCACCGCGCCGCGGAGGAGGACAGGCAGAGGGCGGAGGAGGCCUGGCAGUCCUGGUCUGGCUGGUCACCAGCCUGGUCUGAGCGUGCCUGGGGCUGGGAAUGGGAUGGCUGGCGUGGCCGUGACUGGAACUGGCAUGGGCAUUCUGAUGGGUGGGGCCGGCAGUGGAACCAGCAUGGGCAGCGUGCCACUGAAGAAUGGGAAUGGCCGCAGCCUGUGCCGCAGCAGCCUGAUGUGCCUGAUGUGCCUGAUGUGCCUGACAGCACUGUGCCUGACAGCACUGUGCCUGACACAGCAGAUCCUGUGGCUAAGCCACCCAGCAUUUGGGACACUUGGUGA